Messenger RNA from Cylindrotheca closterium, 1314 nucleotides. NCBI's taxonomy places the organism in Eukaryota, Bacillariophyta, Bacillariophyceae, Bacillariales, Bacillariaceae. The record is from the annotation of a GenBank genome assembly.
AUGGCAUCCUCCAAAGUAACUUCUUUAGCUGGUAAUUUUGGACGACUAUGGCGUCGAGGAAAUGAAACCUUGCGCAAUCGACGCAUUUUCUCCGUCAAGGGCAAGGGUGCCACAAAUUACUUGCAAGCGUUGGUGACGUGCGAUUUGACCAGUCCUCCGAUUCCACCAAAAGAAGAAUUGGAACCAGAUCCAGCCGUGCCGCAACAACAACAAGAAGAAGAGGAACAUCCGAUGGUCGAAUUUUCCGAAAAGCUCCGAUCGACCUGCUUUCUGGACAACAAGGGACGAAUAUUGACGGACAGUUUGUUGUGGAAGAUAGACGACACGGAAUAUCUUAUUGAUAUUCCCGACAAUGAUUCGGCCGAUCAACUCAUGGGACACUUGAAGCAAUUCAUUUUGAGACGUUCCAAGGUCAAGGUGGUGGACAAGUCGGACGAAAUUUCGGCGCACGUGGUCUUUGGGACCAUGAAUGCGGCGGCGUCACCUCAGGGAUUCUUGGCGGGGAUGGAUCCCCGGCAUCCAUCCUUGGGCAUGCGAGUCCUUUCGUUAGACGCGGAAAAGGCAAAACAAUUUGAAGAUAGCAUGUCUUCGAAUUUUCCAAACGCACCCGGCAACUACCAAUUGGUUCGCAAAUUAGCCGGUGUCGCCGAAGGUACCGAGCUGUUGGGCAAGGUGGCAGGAGAAUCCAACCAAGAAUUCCUCAAUGCCGUCAGCUUUGCCAAGGGUUGCUACUUGGGCCAAGAAUUGACGGCCCGGGUCCAAUACACGGGUGCCAUUCGAAAACGAAUCCUGCCCCUCUUUUUGACGGAUUUGAAUAUGGAAAUUCCACGACCCUGGCUCAUGGCCUCCCAAGUCCAACUAGGAAAAACACCCGAGGGAGUGGAAGUAGGAUCAGCAUCAGCAUCAAUGUUGCCAAGACUUCCCCGAUUGUCCGCGGCAGCGGCGGGAGGCGUGGUAGGAAUCAUGUCGGGUGACAUGGUUCAAGAACAAACUCCAGAAACGGAAGAAUUGCGAAAGCAAAGUGAAGCCUUGUUCCAGGAAGUACAAAAUUAUAAAAAGGGAGACAAGAUCUAUGAUGUUAAAGACGGAAAGACUAUUGGUCAAAUUGUAGCAGGUGCGGAAGAAGGAACCAAUGUCUUGUUGGCUCAAAUGCGAUUGGAUCGAGCGGGUCUCUUGGGCGAUGGUGUUUGGAGUCACACCAACAAGAUUCGGAUUGGGGAUCAUGACAAUCAAUUGAGGUAUCUUCCGUAUCUCCCACUAUGGUGGCCCGUGAUUGAUCGGAAAUCGGGCAAGGCGGCGACGGAAGAUUUUUAG